AUGGCGUGGGCUGCCGGAAGCGCGUUCCCGCAGCAGGAGGACACUGCACGAAGCCAAGUGCCUGCAGAAGAAGCGGCACCGCCAGAUGUAGAGGACCCAUGGCAAAUCUUGGAGGAUAAGGAGGCCAUGGCGUGGGCUGCCGGAAGCGCGUUCCCGCAGCAGGAGGACACUGCACGAAGCCAAGUGCCUGCAGAAGAAGCGGCUCUGCCAGAUGUAGAGGAGGAUCCAUGGGGCGAGGACAGUUCAUGGGCCCAGGCGAUUGAUGAGGAUCCAUGGCGCUUGCAGGAAGAGAGGCAGAACAAAGAGCGUGCCGAACUUGCAGCUCUGGCGUCUUCGCCGUUUGCCAAGACGCCAAGGGAAACAGGAGGGAUGCGGAACCAACGCGUGUCAGAUGAUUUGCCCAUUGAAGCAUUGCGCUCAGACAUCGUGCGGGCAGUGAGGGCUCAGCGUGUCACAAUUCUCGUGGGAGCUACCGGAUGUGGAAAGUCUACACGGUUGCCUCAGUUCUUGAUGAACGAGCCUGGAGCGCAGGUGUUGGUGACACAGCCGCGCCGUGUAGCAGCGGUUGAGAUCGCUCGACGCGUGGCUUCUGAGCGAGGCGAACGAAUCGGCCAGAAUGUUGGCUACCGCAUCUCGGGCGAGACAGUUCUUGGCUCUGGCAAGCUGCAGUUUGCAACAAUAGGAUAUGUGCUGACCUGGUUCUUGGCAAAGCCUGAGCAUUUUGGGCACUUCACGCACGUGAUAAUUGAUGAGGUACAUGAGAGAGCAGCAGACAUGGAGAUGUUCCUCCUGCUCACGAAGCUGUUGAUGUACUUCUUCGAGAGGCCAAAGGUGGUCUUGAUGUCGGCCACGCUCCAACCUGCAGAGUUUGGCCGCUACUUCUCUGAUUUUGAUGCGGGGCAGUCUCUGUCUGUGCCAGGGAGAACGUUUCCGGUGCAGGAGCCUGGAACGUAA
This is a messenger RNA of Symbiodinium natans, 954 nucleotides long. NCBI's taxonomy places the organism in Eukaryota, Dinophyceae, Suessiales, Symbiodiniaceae. The record is from the annotation of a GenBank genome assembly.